Molecule: messenger RNA, 1500 nt
Organism: Neurospora tetrasperma FGSC 2508
Lineage: Eukaryota; Fungi; Ascomycota; Sordariomycetes; Sordariales; Sordariaceae
Exons: 1
Biological process (GO): tRNA-type intron splice site recognition and cleavage
Cellular component (GO): tRNA-intron endonuclease complex
Source: RefSeq, a predicted model, not a curated record
AUGCCUCUAGACGACGACCUAGAAGAUAACCCCUCCCUCGUCCCUCCUCCCUCCACCACCACCAACAACGCGACCGGAGAUGCUGCCACCAUGAUGGACGAAGUCGAAGAAGCCGAAGACGCGCCCACCGCCGACUUCCGCCUUUUUGCCUCCACCUACUCCAAGACCAAAAACAUCAGCGCGCAAACCAUCCGCAAGGGCGAAAAGGACUUUGAGUCGCACGGCACGCGCGCGCAAGCAUCCGCGCUCGACGCCAGUCGCGACGCUAUGCGCGAUGUUCUGAGUUAUACCCGCGUGCAUAAUACCAAAUCGGCCUCGGGGUGGUGCAGGGGUUGGUAUUUCCCUGAUUGGUGGAAGGACUGGCCGGAGGAUUGGGAGCAGCAGAAGUCGAAGAGGGGAAAAGAGGGAGGAGGGGAGGAAGACGAGGAGGAAAAGGACAGGAAGUUGCCGCCGCUGCAUGUGCGAGAUCGCGUGGUGCUUCUGGAACAUACUAAUGUGGCUAGCCAGAGUCUCGGCAGGGCGGUCACGGGCUUGCCCAAGGAUAGGCCGGCGAGGGGAAGGGAGUGGUUGUUACCUGAGGAGGCGCUUUAUCUGGUAGAGAGAGGGAGUUUGGAUCUGUGGUGGCCUACGAGGGGGAUCGAGGAGGUUUUUCCUGCUGAUGGAUCGGCGCCGGCUGCGGCUGCUACUACUUCUGCCAAGGGAGAAGGAGAACAAACCGAGGAGGACGAGGAGGACGAGGAUGACGAGUACAAAUACGGCUUGCCACUGUCCCUCCAGGCAGCAUACGCUCUGCUCAUUGGCGAAGACGGAGAAAGAGGCAAAGUCAGCUUGCAAAAGUUCCAAGUCUUCAGCCACCUGAAGCGAGCAGGCUACAACGUCAUCCGGGCACCGACCAACCCUCUUCCUGUCCAGGACGACACUCAACUUACGACAACAACACAACCAGCAUCCAAGCCCAAAUCUGUCACAGAAUGGCUCAUCUCCUGCCUACCCCAAUCGAAAUCUUCCCCCACCGACUCCCCGCCUUACGGCCCUCUCGUCCCGCCAGGCUUCUACCGCUCUUACAACACCAUCUACAACUACCUCUCUCUCCGCCCCUCGAGCACGAGCAGUAGCGCCUCUCCCACCGCCGACAACCAGUCUCAGAAGACCCAAUCUCCAGAGUCUGAUUCCGAUUCCGAUUCCAACUCACCCUACAAAAUCCACUACCACAUCUACAAAGCCUCCACGAAAUUCACUCGCACCCGCCCCCCGCCCCCCGACUUCUACAUUAGCGUCAUCUCCGCAAAGGACACGUCCAUCCCCACCCUCUCCGAGAUCUCCAGUCUGCUCGCCUCCGCACCCGCCGAUUUCCCUAAGGCGGAAUGGCUUGCGGGAGGCCCGGCAAGACUUUAUGCUCGCUUGAAACAUGGGUACAGAAAUGUCUUGCUGGCGGUGAAUGAUCACGGGGUGAUCAACUAUAUGAGGUUUGCAGAGGGCGGGUUUGCGAAGGAGGAGUUG